AUGAUGAAUCCGGACAAUUUAACCUCCCGAAGCUUCCUCUCAGCCAUUCAUAGCAAUGCCAGCAAUUUAUUCUCUGGGCUCCAGUUUGUGCAGUCCUUCAAGCCACUCAUCAUUCCUUGCUACUCCCUGGUGGUGUUUGUUGGCAUCAUUGGAAAUUAUCUCCUCAUCUAUGUCAUCUGCAAGACAAAAAAAAUGCACAACGUCACCAACUUCCUGGUAGGCAACCUGGCUUUUUCAGACAUGCUCAUGUGUGCAACAUGCGUGCCUCUAACUCUUGCCUAUGCCUUUGAGCCCAGAGGGUGGGUCUAUGGACGCUUCAUGUGCUACUUUGUGUUUCUGAUGCAACCUGUCACUGUGUUUGUAUCCGUCUUUACCCUGACCGUCAUAGCUGUUGAUCGGUACUAUGCCAUGGUGUAUCCUCUGCGGAGGAGGAUCACAAUCCCAAUCUGUGCUUAUAUUCUGGCUGCUAUUUGGCUACUGAGUUGCAUGUUAGCUGCGCCAGCCUUGGUCCAUACCUACCAUGCAGAGUUCCCGGAACUGGACUUCUCCAUCUGUGAGGAGUUUUGGUUCCACAUGAAGAGGGACCGCUUAGCUUAUGCCUACAGCACUCUCAUCAUCACAUAUGUGUUGCCCUUGAUCAUCAUCUCCUUGUCCUACCUGAGAAUCUCUGUCAAACUGAAAAACCGGGUGGUCCCUGGCAAUGUUACCCAGGGCCAAGCUGAGUUGGACAGGGCUAGGAGAAGGAAGACCUUCCGCUUGCUGGUCUUGGUGGUGGCAGCCUUUGGAGUCUGCUGGCUGCCCCUUCACAUCUUUAAUGUGAUAAAAGACAUUGAUAUUAACUUGAUAGACAAGCAGUAUUUCAAUCUCAUCCAACUGCUGUGCCACUGGUUUGCGAUGAUGUCUGCCUGCACCAAUGCCUUUCUCUAUGCCUGGCUGCAUGACAGCUUCAGAGGGGAAUUGAAGAAGAUGUUUGCCUGGCGGAAGAAGAAGAUUGGACCUGCCACAAACUGUAUUAUGGCCAGUGUGGUGCUGUAA
Alligator sinensis (Chinese alligator) is the source of this 1035-nucleotide messenger RNA. RefSeq names its product prolactin-releasing peptide receptor-like. The coding region runs from base 1 to 1035 and encodes 344 amino acids. The record is from RefSeq and is a predicted model, not a curated record. Gene Ontology annotation, cellular component: plasma membrane; neuron projection. Gene Ontology annotation, biological process: G protein-coupled receptor signaling pathway. NCBI's taxonomy places the organism in Eukaryota, Metazoa, Chordata, Crocodylia, Alligatoridae. Gene Ontology annotation, molecular function: neuropeptide Y receptor activity; neuropeptide binding. The transcript has a single exon.